Molecule: messenger RNA, 483 nt
Organism: Brugia pahangi
Lineage: Eukaryota; Metazoa; Nematoda; Chromadorea; Rhabditida; Onchocercidae
Source: the annotation of a GenBank genome assembly
AUGGCUGAAGAAGAGUUCGGCAAAUUUCAAACAAAAUUACCUAUCGAUAAGGAUUGGGUUGAAGAAGAAGGCACAAAAUCGGGUUACGAAGAAUAUAGCGCUGAAGAAAGUGAAUCAGAGAAAUUUUCGAGAACAAGUUCUGCAACGUCAGGUCCCGAUUCUCAACAGCAAUCUGUAGAUAUGACAAUAAAUCCGAUCCAAAAUAUCUUGCCAUUUGAUGCAACCGAUAACAUGACAUUGGAUGAUAAAAAUGUUCUCACUAAAGAUAUGGAACAUGAAAUGGAUAUAACUAAUGAUAGAAUUUCCUUUGACGACGAUUCCAUUCCAGCACAUCUUCUGACUUUAUCACCAUCUGCCGACAUUACUUCUAAGAUUUUUGAUAAGACAGAAAAAAUCUGUUAUCAGUGGAAAAAAUGGAACAUAUCAACACAAAUGUUAUUAGCAAUGUUGAACAAGAAAUGGAUGCUCAAAAAGUUGCCAUAA